AUGCUGCAAGGUGCACUCUCGAUUCCACCAGCUUCUACAAAGAUUUAUCAAGUCGGGUGGAACAAGGUUAGUGAAAUUUCACCAUUGAUUUGCAAUCUGAGUUCACUUUCUGAACUUGAUUUGUCCCACAACAACUUGAGAGGCAUUCUCCAUCCAUGCUUAGGAAAUUUUAGUCCUUUUUUGUCAGUACUUGAACUACGAAGUAACAACUUUCAUGGCACCAUCCCCAAAACAUGGGCAAACAGUAGUAGCUUAAGGGUUAUUGAUUUAAGUCAAAACCAAUUAGAGGGUCCUCUGCCAAGAUCACUAGCAAAUUCUGCAAUGCUAGAGUAUCUUCAUGUUGGUAACAAUAAGAUCAUUGGUACUUUCCCAUUUUGGCUGAGAACCCUUCCCCAAUUGAAGGUUCUUGUUCUUCAUUCCAAUGGAUUCUAUGGAGCAAUAAGAAGUUCUGAAUCAAAUUAUACAUUCCCCAAGUUGCGUAUCAUUGACCUCUCUUGCAACAAUUUUUCUGGACAUUUGCCUGCAGAGUACUUCCUACAUUGGACUGCCAUGAAAGCUGCUGAUGCCAAUCAAUUAAAGUACAUGAUUGCAAGGACUACUGGAGAUUGGUGGUAUUCAGAUUUCGCUUACUCGAUUGCAAUAGCAAACAAAGGCAUAGAGAUAGAAUAUCAAAAGAUCCAAGAUGUCUUCACAGUCAUUGAUUUCUCAAGCAACAGAUUUGAAGGAGAAAUCCCAUAUCUCUUAGAGAGUCUGAAAGGGCUUUAUUUGCUCAAUCUUUCUAACAAUGCUUUCACUGGUCAUAUCCCAUCGUCCCUAGGGAACUUGACACAACUAGAAUCAAUGGACCUUUCUCGAAACAAGUUGUCCGGAAUUAUACCUCCACAACUAGCGGAGCUCAAUUUUCUUUCAUCUUUUAAUGUCUCCAACAAUCGGCUUACAGGACCUAUACCACAUGGAGAACAAUUUGAUACAUUUGAGAAUAGUUCAUUCAGUGGUAAUCUGGGAUUGUAUGGAAAACCAUUAUCAAAGCAAUGUGACACGUUGCCACCUUCAACCUCUGAAGAGAAUCAAGGUUCAGAGUCUUCACUUGAAUUUGAUUGGAAAGUAGUUGUGAUGGGAUAUGGAUGUGGCUUGGUAGUGGGAGCUGUUAUAGGAAAAUUUGUGACUAUAAGGAAGUUCAUGAGGUCUUCUGUAAAGAGGCAGCAAACUCCAAGAUGGGUGAAUCGGAGGAUGUAA
Molecule: messenger RNA, 1236 nt
Organism: Corylus avellana
Lineage: Eukaryota; Viridiplantae; Streptophyta; Magnoliopsida; Fagales; Betulaceae
Source: RefSeq, a predicted model, not a curated record